AUGGAGCAGCUAUCAGAUGAAGAAAUUGACCAUGGUGCUGAAGAAGACAGUGACAAAGAAGAUCAAGAUCUGGACAAAAUGUUUGGAGCCUGGCUGGGGGAGCUAGACAAACUCACUCAGAGUUUGGAUUCUGACAAGCCCAUGGAACCAGUAAAAAGAUCUCCUCUUCGCCAAGAAACAAACAUGGCCAAUUUUUCUUACCGCUUCUCCAUAUACAACUUGAAUGAAGCUCUGAGUCAGGGAGAAACUGUGGAUCUGGAUGCCCUGAUGGCCGAUCUUUGCUCAAUAGAGCGGGAGCUCAGCAGUAUCGGUGCAGGAAAUAGUAAGCGUCAAAUUGCAGAAACAAAAGCCUCUCAGAAAUUACCUCCUAGCCGACAUACAACAAAGCAUGGCACCUUGAAAGGAUUGUCUUCUUCAUCUAAUAGGAUUACUAAACCAUCACAUGCCAACUACUCCCUGGAGGAUAUUACUGCACAGUUAGACCAGGCCUCUUUGAGCAUGGAUGAGGCUGCUCAGCAAUCUGUACUAGAGGAUGCUAAGCCCUUAGUAACUAAUCAGCACAGAAGAACGGCAUCAGCGGGCACGGUGAGUGAUGCUGAAGUGCGCUCUAUGAGUAACUCCACUCGCUCCAGCAUCACUUCUGCAGCUUCCAGCAUGGACUCUUUGGAUAUUGAUAAAGUAACGCGCCCUCAAGAACUGGAGUUGACACAUCAGGGGCAGCCAAUUACUGAGGAAGAACAAGCAGCAAAAUUGAAAGCUGAGAAGAUCAGAGUUGCCCUAGAGAAAAUUAAAGAGGCGCAAGUGAAAAAGCUGGUUAUUAGAGUCCACAUGUCUGAUGAUAGUUCUAAAACAAUGAUGGUGGAUGAGAGACAGACGGUGAGACAAGUGCUGGAUAACCUCAUGGACAAAUCCCACUGUGGUUACAGUUUAGACUGGUCACUGGUAGAAACCAUCUCUGAGUUACAAAUGGAGAGAAUCUUUGAAGACCAUGAAAACUUGGUUGAAAAUCUUCUUAACUGGACAAGAGAUAGUCAAAACAGGCUUAUGUUUAUGGAGCGUAUAGAAAAAUAUGCACUUUUCAAAAAUCCACAGAACUAUCUUUUGGGGAAAAAGGAAACAGCUGAGAUGGCAGAUAGAAACAAAGAAGUGCUGUUGGAGGAAUGUUUUUGUGGAAGUUCUGUAACUAUACCAGAAAUUGAAGGAGUCCUUUGGUUGAAAGAUGAUGGCAAGAAGUCCUGGAAAAAGCGUUACUUUCUCUUGCGAGCAUCUGGUAUUUACUAUGUCCCUAAAGGAAAAGCGAAGGUUUCUCGGGAUCUGGUAUGCUUUCUCCAGCUGGAUCAUGUCAAUGUUUAUUACGGACAGGACUAUCGGAACAAAUACAAAGCCCCGACGGACUGUUGUCUGGUGCUGAAGCACCCACAGAUCCAGAAGAAAUCUCAGUACAUCAAAUACCUUUGCUGUGAUGAUGUGAGGACCCUGCACCAGUGGGUCAAUGGUAUCCGCAUUGCAAAGUAUGGGAAGCAGCUCUACAUGAACUACCAAGAAGCCUUAAAGAGGACAGAGUCUGCUUGUGAUUGGACUUCCUUAUCCAGCUCCAGCAUUAAAUCAGGAUCCAGCUCUUCCAGCAUCCCAGAGUCUCAGUCAAAUCACUCAACUCAGUCUGACAGUGGGGUGUCCGACUCCCAGCCAGCGGGACACGUCCGUUCCCAAAGCAUCGUGAGCUCCAUCUUCUCCGAGGCCUGGAAACGAGGCACGCAGCUGGAAGAGUCCAGCAAGGCCAGAAUGGACUCUAUGAAUCGAUCCUACACUUCACUUAUGCCCCCUUUAUCCCCACAACCUAAACUUGUCAGCCCCUACACGGCCUCCCAGCCUUCGCCUCCUCUUCCACCCCCACCCCCACCCCCUCCUCCUCCCCCUCCCCCCCCGCCCCCGCCUCCCCCUCCUCUGCCCAGUCAGUCUGCACCUUCUGGGGGCUCAGCAGCCACGAUGUUUGUCAAGUACAGCACAAUCACCAGGCUGCAGAACGCCUCUCAGCAUUCAGGACCCCUGUUUAAGCCCCCACCACCCUCGGUGAUGCAGUCUCUGUCCUCGACCUCACAGCCAGCAAAGCCUCAGAUCCCGGUGCCCCCCAACGGAGUUGUGCCCCCACCCCCGCCCCCUCCACCGGCCCCCACCCCUGGCUCGGCCAUGGCCCAGCUCAGACCCGUGCCUUGCGCCCAGUCCCUCCCACAGUUCAGCCCCCCGCCACCUCCACUGAAGAUUCAUCCUGUCCCGCACGGUAUUCAGGCGGCCUCUCCCACACCCCCACCCCCGCCGCCUGCCUCUCCCCAAGCUGCUCCCAAACCGCUGGUGACCCUGCCGCCCACCAGCACCAAGACCGCGCCCCCCGUGGUGACACAGGCCGUGCCCCCUACCCCUCUUCCCCCCGUCCCCCCCGCAAAAAAGCCGGCUUUCCCCCACAUCCCGCCCUCUCCAGCCGCUCCUCCGGGUCCCGUCCCCCCGCCCACGCUCCCCAAGCACCAGAGCUUCGGCGGGAAGCCGCCGCCCGCCCCGCCGUCCCCCGGGCUCUCGGUGGUGAAGGCGAUGGCCAGCCAGUUCCCCCCGCCGCCCGCGCCCGCGGAGCCGCAGCCCUCGAAGCCGGUCCCCGCGCACGUGGCCCCGCAGUCCCCUCCCGCCGUGAAAGCCAAGCCCAAGUGGCAGCCCAGCCCCGUCCCUGCCCCUUCCCCGGACUUCCCGCCGCCGCCCCCGGAGAGCAGCCUGGUGUUCCCCCCGCCGCCCCCGCCGCCGCCUCCACCCACCCCGCCCCCGCCAGCGACCCCCACCGCCCCCGCCCCGGACAGAAGCGGGUCUCCCGGCAAGAAGGCGGGCAAGACGGCCAGCCCCGGGGCGAAGAAGCCUCCGCCGACCCCGCAGCGCAACUCCAGCAUGAAGUCCAGCGGCGGCGCGGCGCCCCCCGAGCCCAAGAGGCCCUCGGUGGACAGUCUGGUCAGCAAGUUCGCGCCGCCCGCAGAACCCUCUGGGUCUCCCAGCAAGGACGCCCUGCCGCCGCCUGCGGCGCCCCCCAAACCUGGGAAGCUGAACCUUUCCGGAGUCCACCUCCCUGGAGUCCUCGCACAGGCGGGCGCGGCAGCCAAGGCCGCGGCCCCGAGUCCGCGUGGCAAGGACCCCGCGGGGGAGUUCCCUUCUCCUCCGUCCGACUCUGACUUCCCGCCCCCGCCCCCCGAGGUGGAGCUCCCCCCGCCCCCCAUAGAGAUCCCCGCGGCCUUCCUGGGAGCCGCUUCUCCCAAGGUGGCCGUGGUCAGCCCGCAGCCGCAGCCAUGGUCCAAGCCGGCGGUGAGGAAGGCCCCGCCGCCCACGCGGCCCAAGCGGAACGACAGCACCCGCCUCACCCCGGGGGAGCCCUCGGAGCCGCCGGCCGCCGUGCCCAGCUCGCCCAAAGCCGGCCUCGGGGUCCAGCCCGGGUUCCUGGCCGACCUCAACCGGACACUGCAGCGCAAGUCCAUCACGCGGCACGGCUCGCUCUCCUCCUCCCGCGCGUCCAGAGCAGAACCCACGGCCACCAUGGACGACAUGGCAUUGCCCCCGCCUCCCCCGGAACUGCUUUCUGAUCAGCGGAAAGCUGGCUACGGAGGCAGCCACAUAUCAGGCUAUGCAACCUUGCGGAGGGGACCCCCUCCCGCCCCCCCUAAGAGAGACCAGAACACCAAGCUCUCCAGAGACUGGUAGCUACCGCAGGUCUUUACUGUCAUGGUUUCUGUAAUCAGUUCUACAAUCAGCUCGCCUGGUCAUCUAGGAAUUCAGGUGUCGGAGCCUUCUGGUAUGUUAUUCAGGUAGUGUCCAGCUGUGUGCGUGUGUGUGUACAUACCUCUGCAGUGUGUGUAUAUAAGUGUGUGUAUAUAUAUAUAUGCGUAUAUAUAUAGCUGGGAGUGAUUCUAUUUAUUCCCUUUCAUAAUCUGAAAGUGGGUUUUGUGUAUUUUGGGCACCAGAGGCGUGGAAGGGGAUGUGUCCUUUCCCUUGCGAUUUCUAUUAUCUGUCAUGUGGAUUGGACCAAAACAACUUCUGAUGACUUUAGAAGGUAUAUUGUAAGUCUCCAUGUGCGGCUACCUGUGCAUGUUACUAUGUACUGAGGAGUACACGUAUAAUGUGCUGUUUCUCAGUUUGAGAAGACAGCCACGACGUUUGGUGUCUCAUAGGGCUUUUGUUUUUCCCCGGUUGGCUGAAGUUAUAACUGCUUGAUUGACACUUCAUUACUGUACAUAAAGGGGCACUUUAAUCAGGAAACUCUCAGCUUCAUAGAACGGGUCAACGGUGCGGUGUGGGGGAAGUUCAGUCACUACACGGUUGUGCAGUAACCACCAUUCCAGCUGCAGUGCAGCUGCAGUGACCGCUGAACCUGGGACGUGUUCUCACAGGUAAGCUCUUUGCCUACAACACGUGGAUAAUGUCGUACUGUAAUCUUGGGUGUUUUUAUGCUGUUGGAAUCCUUCCGUGGGCUCUGUGAAGCUUCAUCAAGCGUGGCUUCACGAUCCUUGCUUUGACUCAUAUAAGAACUAUCUGACAUAGUGCCCUGCAAUGCUCAGUCCAGGAUGUCUUUGGGUCACUAGUUAUCUUCUAAGUGUGUGCUUUACGUAGAUGUUGAUCUUAGGGAUCUGUAACCGUUGCUAUAUCAAGUAUUCCCAUCCUAUGUCCAAUAUAGUGCAUCAUCAUGAAAAACAAAUCACCUUCUGAAACGUCUAUAUUGCUCUCUAGAAGGUCGGGGUGAUUACAGAAGGAACAAAUGGCCCCUGUGCAGGUAUCAUUAAUCAGGUUGUACAGGGGUUGUAAUGUGUAAUACAAAGAAUUCUGUAAGUGUGAGACCAUCAUAGAGGGAGGGAAAUGAAGACGCCGGCUGCAGCCAGGUGGGGAGUAGUGUAGUCCAAGCACAGUGAGUGGCAUUACAUAUUAUGCAUGUGCAGUUUGGCAUAACAAAUCAUUGCUCUAAUGACUCAGUAAUCCUGUGUGCUUCAUGCUACACUUCAUGUGGUUUUUUUUCCCCUGUGAAUUUUCUUUUGUAUCUGAGAAAAAUGUGAUAAAUUGACCAUUAGGAAUAAAACGCAGUCUCAGAGCUGCUCUUAAACAAAAGAACAAAGACUAGCUCCCCCAGGAGCGAUACGUGAGCACAUCUUGUAAUGAAGGUCUGCCUGUUGUGGCUGAGGAUGACCAGGGCAGACACCUCCUGACACUGUCCCACAAGGAAAAUGUGCCCAUGCAGUGGGGCAGAUAGGAAUGAGAGAGUAAGUGAAAGUUGAGUAUGCAGUGUCCAGAUACCCAUAUAACCCACUCCAAGGAAGGGCUGCAUCAGAGUAAAUGGCACCGACCUCUCCAUUGCCACGUCUGCAGGAUAUUGUUCAGUAUAUUCCUGUGCUUGUAGAGCACUAAGAACAUAUACCAUUGUGCAUUUUUUAAAGCCCUGCUUCUUUAAAAGAUACUUUUUGGGUCUUUUCAAUUGUUCACAAGGUCUGUGUGCUUGAUAUCGUUAUGCUUAUGAAGUGACCUUUACCACAUCUGCAUUGUUGAUUUAGGCAUGCACAGCAACUUGGAUAACAUUUGAGUACAGAUUGCCAAGCUUCGGUGUGCAUCAUGAGUGAAAUAAUUUCCCAGUCUCUGCCUGCAGUUUUAUAUUCUAAGAAUCACCCUUAUUUGUGAAGUAAAAGAGCUAUUAGGAAUAGGAAUCCAAUGACAUAUUCACUAGGGGUUUUUACUGUGGUGGUGUCAUUUUUACAUGAAGGUGGACAAUUUCAACUUUUGUAACAUACCCUCAAUCAAUGAUGUGAACCCUAAGGUACAGCCUGUUCUUUUUCAGUGCGGGCUUUCCUGGGCCUUCUUGCUGUGUCAGUGCUGAUGACAGCCCUCCUAGACUGAUGCUUUUGGUGCAUCAUCCUCCUGAAAGAGCAGAACACUAGGGACACCCAGAAGCGAGCUGGUCGGGGAGGAACUGUCAUUUAUACCCCAGUCCAUUGGCAUGUCUGACAACAGGCUGUUUACAUUUCUCCAAAGAUGGAAAAGGCUGUUAUCUAUGUCAUGGUGAAACAACUGAAUCAUAAACAAAUAACAACACUUUAGGUUAUACUUCCAGUAUUUUAGCUCCCUGAUGGAGUUUUUUAAUUUGGAUUUUUAUUGGAUGAAGUUUUGUGGGUUUGUUUUUGAGACUAUUUUCAUUAUUUUCUCUGGUGUGUGCAUGGGAAGCCCACUGCCAGAUGGCAGUUCUGUGCCUUCCUCCACUGCCUCCUGCUCAACAGCAUAGGUCCCCAGGUCAGAGGAGGAAGCCUGGACGCUGACUGGGCUGCGCUGAAUGUGGACGAACAUCCUGUGGAAGGCAAUGCAGACAGUUGCCUAUCAGAGCUAGUGACUUGGUUAACUUGAGGGUGUCACUAAUCACCCUACAAUUAACGUUUUGGUACCAACUCUGAAGUCAGCUACAACUUAGAUCAGGUUUACAGGCAUUAAUAUAAAUGUUAGGCUACUCUCUAUUGAAAUGUUACCAGCUUGGCUUUUAUUACUCGAAUAAAUACAUUUUUCCCCUUAGCUACUAUAAUUCUCACUUGGGAAAACUAUAUUUUUUUUCUUUUUUAACUAUUCUUAAGGUUUUUACAGAUGCCCACUUAACGAUAAAUUGGAUUUUUAAAAUUUGAGACUUUUUAAAAUGAGAAAGAUUGCUGACUCUUACAAGUUAUAGGACACGAUUUUAAUCAGAAAAUUUCAAACAAAGUAAUGUGGACACGGUGUUUUCCAGUCCUCUGAAAUCAAGGUGCUGCUGGCCACUGACGGCGUAUUCUGCUAAGGGCUGUGAACUAUCUUAGAAGUCCCUCUCUACAUAAGUUUACUGCACUGAAAACAGUGCUGAGGUUAUGAAGAAAGUUUAAAUAAAAUUAGAGCGACAACGCAGAUCAAAGUUCAUAGGAGCUGUGCAUCCCAUUGGAGUUUCAGAAACUGCUAUCCUGGGAAAAUGGUUGUUAAUAAGCUUGUGUCAGAAAUGUGAUGUCAUGAAUUUAGCCUGAAAAAAUUCUCAGGUAAUGAUGUGGAUUGGUUUGAUUUGACUAUCAGGUCACCAACAGAACUGUUUGUCGCCUUCCUUCUUCUCUUAAAAGUAAUUUUAUUUUAAAAACAUAAACACGUUAUGUUAAAAUUUUUAAAUGCGUAAAAAACUGUUUUCUUAAUUUUAUGUUACCAAAUUUUUAAAACAUGUCAUCUAUAGAUAUGUUUAGAAAACUGAUGUAAUCUCACAGAUUUUAUUCACAUUUAGACCAAGUAAACCUGAAUGACCCUGACUUGCUUUAAGUGAAAUAGGAAUAAUUUGGAUUUAUACACUUGAUGAGAGGAUCCUAUCUCUAAAAAUCACUUUAGGUUGCAAGCACCUUUUGGCACUUUGUGUUUUGUUUUAUACACUUUACAUCAUUUGUAUAAAGCAGGAUAUCCCUGAUCCUGCAGGGAUAUGGGACUGCUCAUAAGAUUGAGAUCUGAUUCACAGAGAGGCGAGUAGAACAGAAAUAUCCCACUAUCUUUUACGAUUUAUUUUCCUUUAAAAAUUCAAGAGAAGUACAUUUCUACACCUUACCGGUCUAUCCCUUAACUAAGUGCUCCAUUACUGUUGUAUACUUGGAAGGUCUAUAUGUAAGAGAAAUCUGAUAUUUAUCUGUAAAAUAAACUUGCUAAACAAAAAUAAGCAAACAAUAUACUUGAUAAACACUAGAAGAGGGAAAAAUCUCCAAUUGGUUUGCCCUUUGCUUGUUCGAGUAAUGAACCGUUUUGAAGAGAAAACAGUAUCUGCUAUAAUCCCCAGUGCCUUGAACUCUUUGGGAGGAAUAGCAUUAAAAAAAACCUAACAAGCAGAUUUUGAGGUGCUAGUGAAAAGGAAGGUAUUUCUAGUUUAUGCAAAAAUAGAAAAAGUCACUGUCUCACAAGAGAUGGCUCCAUCUGCCUAACGAGGACUGGCUGCUUUCUACCAAAGACAGAAGUGAGUGUGUUGGUCACAGACGGCUGUUGACACCUAGCUCAGCUCAUAAAUGCUGAAGCUUUCUUAGGCAGAAUAUGCUUGCAGCACUUAGAGGGGAAAAACCUCAGCAUCUUUGGAACUAUCCACUGUUUCCACUGUUGAAUUUAUGGUAGCCUAAUACCAAAAACUGCCAUUUUCCAUGAUUGCCGUCUCUAUAUUUUUCCUUUACUUGUAAAUAAUCUCUCCUAGAAGGUAAGCAUUAACUGGAAUGUUUCAAAUGAUGUUUAAUUUUAUUGUCAGUCACUAGUGAACUCCUUUUACAGAAAUGUACAUUUAAAAUAAAAUAUCAUUAGCUUGUGCUAAAUGGUGUAAAAACAUUGUUUACUAUUUUAAAGGAAAAUUGCACAUAAUAUUUAACUGGGAUUGCUCCCUCUCUUCCCAUUUCUUUAAAAAGUUAAAUCAAGGCUCACAUUGACAUGUAGGCUGUGGGAAGCUUUGCUAUAAAUAAGUAAAUAGAUACAACAUAGGAAUGUACUUUUUUAAAGCAUGAAAAGAAGACAAAAGGAACUGCAUUAUAAAGUAGCCGAUAGAGGACAUUCAAAUGAUUAUGCACAGUUCGGUGAAGAUGAAGUUACAAUUUUCCUUUCAGCUUUGUUGCUAUUAUUUUCUUGUUUAAAUGUACGCUCUCAUUUCAUUAUGUGCCUUGCUCCCUGAUUGUGCAAACCUAUAGAUAUAUAUAGAUAUAUAUAUAUGAGAGAGAUAUAUUCAGUACUACUGACGAUGUUUUUGUUCUACUGCUAGAUUAAGUUAUUUUCCAAGUUACUCUUGCCAGUGAAGUAUUGUGAUGGCUUAGGACAGUAGUCAGUCAGUGUAAAUUUGUUUUCCAGUUACAUGUUUUCACCAUGUCAGCUUACCCAACCCUUAAUAAAAAUAAUGCAUAGAUUUCGUUUAAA
This is a messenger RNA of Myotis myotis, 8925 nucleotides long. It is a transcript of the gene RAPH1, whose product is annotated as Ras association (RalGDS/AF-6) and pleckstrin homology domains 1. NCBI's taxonomy places the organism in Eukaryota, Metazoa, Chordata, Mammalia, Chiroptera, Vespertilionidae. Gene Ontology annotation, biological process: signal transduction. Gene Ontology annotation, cellular component: plasma membrane; cytosol. The record is from RefSeq and is a predicted model, not a curated record.